This is a messenger RNA of Vigna angularis (adzuki bean), 1775 nucleotides long. RefSeq names its product tripeptidyl-peptidase 2. The record is from RefSeq and is a predicted model, not a curated record. The transcript has 8 exons. Lineage: Eukaryota; Viridiplantae; Streptophyta; Magnoliopsida; Fabales; Fabaceae. The coding region runs from base 1204 to 1602 and encodes 132 amino acids.
UCAUUCACUGUUAUCCCUCUCGAACCGUCGAGCUACUAUCUCUGAAAACCUCGAGCUAUCUCUCUGCUCGAACCCUCGAGUCCUUUCUCUCUCGAACCCUGGAGCUGUCGCCGUCCCUCUCUCGAGCCGUCUUCGCUCUCCCUGACCCUCUCUCCAGCCCUCUUCACAGUCCCUGUCCGUCGUGCUCUGCUUCUGUCUCCUCUCUCUCUGUCGAAGUGUCCGUCGUGUUCCGGCGUUCACCAAGCAAUCUCCUUGUUCGUCGGGUGUCGUAGUUGGAUGCUGAAGGAGUAUCUUCAUUUGCCGUGGUUGGAGUUUAGGAAGCAUCGAUUGAGGCUAGUGUUUGUCAGUGGUAUGUAGGAUUGAGACAUAUACCAUUUGAUUAUGAAGGCCCUUAGUGAAGGAACCAAAGUGUAGUGGUCGAUCCUUCCAAUCUUUCUGAUGGUCUUCAUUAUUUUGAGGUCUAUGGUAUUGACUACAAAGCUCCAUGGCGUGGUCCUCUUUUCAGAAUUCCAAUCACGAUAACAAAGCCUAAGGCUGUAACUAACCUGCCUCCACAAAUUUCUUUUUCAAAGAUGUUAUUCCAGCCAGGCCAUAUAGAAAGAAGAUACAUCGAAGUGCCGCAUGGUGCAACUUGGGUGAAGCAACAAUGAAAACAUCAGAUUUCGACACAGCAAGAAGAUUUAUUUAUUUAUUAUACUUCUAAUAAGAAAGCUAGCAUAGCACAAUUUGAAUGUUUCUUGAUUCAUAAAAUAUUUAUGCAUAAAAGAUCAUUCAACUUAGUCCCUUACUGAUAGAAUACCAGUUGAGCAGAAUUCUUAAAUCACACAAAAUACAUACAAUACAGUUGUAUUUACUAUGCGAAGUAUGAGGAGACAAAACAGCCACUUUUAUCUAUAUUCCCCCUUAUACAUACUUUUAAUAGCAUUGGACUUCUCCUUACUUUGUCGUAAAUUGUCAACAUAACGGUUAUAUUGAACAUAUUCUAACAAUAUAUAGCUGCUAUGAUACUUAUGAUUAAACCUAAUCUAAUAAUAAAUUAACUCCUAUUUUCUACCAUUAACUGCCAAAAUGAGAGUUAUCAUUACACUUGUAUCUAAUAAAAUAUUAGUUCUCACGAUUGUUCUCAUUGGUUCCCGUCACUUGCCUUCAUAAUAGUUCAUAAUUAUUUGUUUCAGGCAUGACAAUGUGCAGAUUUUGGAAAAGAUGAGGCACUUGGUGUUAUUCAUUGAGCGAAAUUUGGAAGAGAAGGAUGUAAUUCGGUUAAGCUUUUUCUCUCAACCUGAUGGCCCACUGAUGGGGAAUGGUUCCUUUAAGUCCUCAUCACUAGUUCCAGGUAUAAAAGAAGGGCUGUAUAUUGGUCCACCACAAAAAGAAAAACUUCCCAAGAAUUCUCCACCCGGAUCUGUAUUGCUAGGGACAAUUUCAUAUGGGAAUCUAUCAUUUGCUGGCCAGGGAGAAAAAACAAAUCCUGAAAAGCACCCUGCUUCAUAUACAAUUUCUUAUAUAGUUCCCCCAAAUAAGAUUGACGAGGACAAGGGAAAAGGUUCUUCCUUAUCUUCCAAGAAGAAUGUUACAGAACGCUUAAAUGAAGAGGUAGUAUGAAAAGUCAUACAUUAGCAGAAGAACUUCCUUUGGUUAUUUGUUUUCUGUUUUUACUUAAGGUUCAAUUCAUGCUCAUUUUUGCAUAACUUUUCUUAAGGAAAUUGUGUUCUAUUCGAUAUUUGCACCUUAUAAAAAUUCAGCAUUUGAAAUAUUAGUUGACUUCUUUUUCAUAA